This is a messenger RNA of Pteropus alecto (black flying fox), 4310 nucleotides long. It is a transcript of the gene SARDH, whose product is annotated as sarcosine dehydrogenase. Lineage: Eukaryota; Metazoa; Chordata; Mammalia; Chiroptera; Pteropodidae. The record is from RefSeq and is a predicted model, not a curated record. The transcript has 21 exons. The coding region runs from base 636 to 3392 and encodes 918 amino acids. Gene Ontology annotation, molecular function: protein binding; oxidoreductase activity. Gene Ontology annotation, cellular component: mitochondrion.
GGUGGGCGGGGCUGGGGCAGGCCCAGAGUUGGCUGAGAUCUCUCUGCUUCUGGGGGCUGUGACCAUCGGCCAUCAGACUGGGGGGGCAGGAUCGCAGGUCACCGUGUGGGUGGGGGGCCCAGGCGCCCUCCCGCUUUACCAGGUGAAGGCCGUCAACCCCCCUCUCCUCCCUCCAAGAGGGCGCCUUCGGCCCUGCUAUCCAGCACAGCUUAAGUGUUUGCUCAAGCUUGUCUGUCUGAUCCCAGGCCCUGGGCUGUCCUGCGCCCUCACCCCCAGCAGGGAAUGGCCACUGGGCGGAGUCUGGGCUGAGGUGGGGGAGCGGGGAGCAGGUUAAUGACGAAGCGUCAGCUUCUGCUGAGGACGGUCAGCCCCGCCCCAGUCCAGGUGGGCUGGCCCGGGGCACGUGGCAGCUUCCUGGGCUGGCAGCGCUGGUGUUGGCCUGGCUGAGGGGCGGAGGGGGCCGGGCCAGAGGCCGAGCAGGUGCGCGGGCGGGGACAGAUGCCCGGCCCGGGACAGUCUUGCUGGCACCCAGGCGAGGCGGAUUUCCCACCGGGAGGGUGCCGCUCGGGGGCCUCCUGGAAGGCUGAGAACUUCCAGGGUGGAAGCCCUCUGCAGUGCUGACACCUGGAGUCCCCAUGGCCUCGCUGAGCCGAGCCCUGCGUGUGGCCGCCACCCGCCCUCCCCGGAGCCUUGCCCGCUGCCCGGGGCUGUGCCCCCUGAGCAGCGGGGCCCGCCCCACCGCCGAGAAGAACGUGCCAUACCAGCGGACCCUGAAGGAGGAACGGGGCCCCUCGGCGGUGGCCCAAGGCCCAAGCCGGCCCCUGCCCAGCACGGCCGAUGUGGUGGUCAUCGGCGGGGGCAGCUUGGGCUGCCAGACCCUGUACCACCUGGCCAAACUGGGCGUGAGCGGGGCGCUGCUCCUGGAGCGGGGACGGCUGACGUCGGGGACCACCUGGCACACGGCAGGCCUGCUGUGGCAGCUGCGGCCCAGCGACGUGGAGGUGGAGCUGCUGGCCCACACCAGGCGCGUGGUGAGCCACGACCUGCCGGAGGAGACGGGGCUGCACACGGGCUGGGUGCCGAACGGCGGCCUGUUCAUCGCGUCCAGCCGGCAGCGCCUGCUCGAGUACCAGCGGCUCAUGUCGCUGGGCAAGGCCUACGGCGUGGAGUCCCACGUGCUGAGCCCGGCGGAGACCAAGACGCUGUACCCACUGAUGAACGUGGACGACCUCUACGGGACACUGUACGUGCCAGGCGACGGCACCAUAGACCCCGCCGGCACCUGCUCCGCACUGGCCAGGGCUGCCACCGCCCGGGCAGCACAGAUCGUCGAGAACUGCCCGGUGACCGGCAUCCGUGUGCGGACAGAUGACUUUGGGGUGCGGCGGGUCGCGGCUGUCGAGACCGAGCACGGCUCCAUCCAGACGCCCUGCGUGGUCAACUGCGCAGGAGUGUGGGCGGGAGCAGUGGGCAGGAUGGCCGGAGUCAAGGUCCCGCUCGUGGCCAUGCACCAUGCCUACGUCGUCACCGAGCGCAUAGAGGGGAUCCAGAACAUGCCCAACGUCCGUGACCAUGAUGCCUCGAUCUACCUCCGCCUCCAAGGGGACGCCUUGUCGGUGGGGGGCUAUGAGGCCAACCCCAUCUUCUGGGAGGAGGUGUCGGACAAGUUUGCCUUCGGCCUCUUCGACCUGGACUGGGAGGUGUUCGGCCAGCACAUCGAAGGCGCCAUCAACCGGGUCCCUGUGCUGGAGAAGACAGGGGUCAAGUCCACAGUCUGUGGCCCGGAGUCCUUCACACCUGACCACAAGCCCCUGAUGGGGGAGGCGCCCGAGCUCCGAGGAUUCUUCCUGGGCUGUGGCUUCAACAGUGCAGGGAUGAUGCUUGGCGGCGGCUGUGGCCAGGAGCUGGCCCACUGGAUCGUCCAUGGACGCCCGGAGAAGGACAUGUACAGCUAUGACAUCAGGCGCUUCCACUGCUCGCUCACGGGCCACCGCCGCUGGAUUCGCGAGCGCAGCCAUGAGUCCUAUGCCAAGAACUACUCCAUCGUCUUCCCGCACGACGAGCCCCUGGCCGGCCGCAGCAUGAGGACGGGCCCGCUGCACGAGGAGCUCCUUGCACAAGGCUGCGUGUUCCAGGAGCGGCACGGCUGGGAGCGGCCGGGGUGGUUCACCCCCGAAGGCACAGCUCCGGUUCUCCCUUACGACUACUACGGGGCUUAUGGGAACCGGGCGCACCAGGACCACGCCUACGGCAAGCUGCUGGCUGACGAGCACACCUUUGACUUCCCGCCCCACCACGACGUGAUCAAGCAGGAGUGCCUGGCCUGCAGAGGCGCUGCCGCCGUGUUUGACAUGUCCUACUUCGGCAAGUUCUACCUGGUGGGCUUGGAUGCGAGGAAGGCCGCCGACUGGCUGUUCUCUGCCGACGUCAGCCGCCCCCCAGGGUCGACAGUGUACACCUGCAUGCUGAACCACCGGGGAGGCACGGAAAGCGACCUGACCGUCAGCCGCCUGGCCCCCAGUCCCCAGGCCUCCCCGCUGACCCCCGCCUUCGAAGGGGACGGCUACUACCUGGCCGUGGGCGGCGCCACGGCCCAGCACAACUCGUCCUACAUCCUCGCCGUGCUGCAGGACCGGAGGUUCCGGUGCCAGCUCAUCGACAGCUCCGAGGCCCUGGGCUUGAUCAGCAUCCAGGGCCCAGCCAGCCGAGCCAUUCUCCAGGAGGUGCUCGAUGCGGAUCUGAGCAACGAGGCCUUCCCUUUCUCCACCCACAAGCUGGUGACAGCCGCCGGCCACCUGGUCCGGGCCAUGAGGCUGUCCUUCGUGGGGGAGCUGGGCUGGGAGCUGCACAUUCCGAGGCUGUCCUGCGUGCCCGUGUACCAGGCCGUGAUGGCAGCGGGAGCCAAGCACGGCCUGGUCCCCGCGGGCUACCGGGCCAUCGACAACCUGAGCAUCGAGAAAGGCUACCGGCACUGGCACGCAGACCUGCGGCCGGACGACAGCCCCCUGGAGGCAGGCUUGGCCUUCACCUGCAAGCUCAAGUCCGCCACCCCGUUCCUGGGGCGCGAGGCCCUGGAGAAGCAGCGGGCCCAGGGCCUCCGCCGGCGCCUGGUGUGCCUCACCGUGGAUGAAAAAGUGCCCGUCUUCGGCCUGGAGGCCAUCUGGAGGGACGGCCGAGUGGUGGGCCACACCCGCAGGGCCGGCUUCGGGUUCGCCAUCGACAAGCCCAUCGCCUACGGCUACGUCCGGGACCCCAGCGGCGGGCUGGUCUCGCCGGACUUCGUGAAGAGUGGGGACUAUGCCCUGGAGAGGAUGGGGGUGACCUACCCUGCCCAGGCUCAUCUGAAGUCUCCCUUCGAUCCCGACAACAAGCGGGUGAAAGGGAUCUAUUGAUGGGGCCCCUGGAGCAGGUCCUCAGCUGCCGAGGGGGCCAGACACCUGCCCGCCCCCACCACGGGCCCCACAGGGCCCGUGCUGCCCCGGGACCUGGGACCUGGACCCCAGCCGAACUCGAAUCUUCCCUGCCCUCGGUCCAGGCCUGCUGACCCCCAAACAGAUAUGGACAGAUGACCCAGGGGGCCCGUCCUGCGCCCACCCCCUUAAAACACAGACCCGUAACUUCUUGGGCUCGGGGACCACGAGAGGCCUCUUGCAAGGUGCUUAGUAAACAUAGCGAGCCCAGCACAAAAGCAGGCGCACAGAGGCUCCCCCGGCUGUCCGGGGCGUAGAGAGUCGGAGGUGCCCCGGAAUCGGGGGCACAGUGGGGUCGAUGAGGGAUGUCUGCCUGGGGCACAGUGUGGAAGGCACGGGGCAUGCGUGCCAGACGGGCCCUGGCCCCCAUCAGGGCUGAUCGGCAGGAUGGUCUGUUUCCCGGGCGUGGGAGGGGAGGGGUCGGCCUCGACCUCUGAGCCUCGCGCAGGGGUCGGGCUCCGGUCAGCGCCGUCCCUCACCCCGCAGAAAUGCCACCUCCUGCCUGUUUCCCCGACUCGGUCUGGGUGAGAAUCCGGCGGAGCCCUCUCGCCGGGCGGCCUUCGUCCUCGCCGUGUGAUCAGGACACGGCUCCUGCCCUUGUCCCCUCCGCUUCCGGCCUCCGGCGGGAGGACCUCGCACAAGGCCUUGAAUGGGGUGAAGGCCCUGCUCCCCUUGGCUGGGCCUUCAGAAUGCUCAUCUGCCCUGUGCCCUGCCUCCCCGCCCGGGAUGGGCAUCUGGCCCACGCCCCUGUGCCCAGGUCCCUCCCCCGUUGCCUCCCCCGCUCCCCCUCCACCCCGGCAGGGUUUGGUUGCCCACUGUGCAGCCCCAAUAAAGCUGUAC